AUGCUACAACGAGGAGCUCUGAUACCUAGAGCUCUGCUGCGUCGCUCCUUGUCGACGCCUCGCCACACAAAGGGGCUGAACUUGACAUCGUACGUGUCACCACUACUGCUUCGCCUGCAUCCAGACAUGGUGCAGCGCCAUGCACCGGCGCUGGCACAAGAAAACGAACAGGCACUAAAGAUGCUCAACGUGUUUCUGGAACUCGCUACAUGUGGGUGCAAUAAUGACGUCCGCAAUGCCCGAAAUCUCGUUUUAGCCCUGCGAGACCGAUACGAAGCUGUUGUCGAAGCGUCUGUGGUGUUUCCACUUGUUUUUCAUGCCCCAAUCGACAAUUAUGAAACUCAGGAGCAAGUUCCCGAGUUCAUCCGCGUCAAGUACACAAUCGAGAUUCCUUAUCGGCUCGUAAGACGCACGCUGUCCCAUCAUGGCCGCUCAAUAAGUACUCGAUAUGACCCAAAGGCUGCAUUGCAAGCGCCUUUUGCACGGGAGUGGCAGCGUACGACAAAACGGAUUCUGCAGGAUCUAUUUGACGUGGCGCAGGUGCCGCUUGUUGCGGAAGAAAGAGGCAAGAAGACAAUGACCGCCCUCGCCGACUGGCUAGCAGAAGAAGACACGGUAGUGGAUCAGGCAGAGAGACAUGGGAUUCGAGCUGUUGAACACAAUCGAGCUGUUAAGCGCGAGCACGAAGAGUUCAAUAACCUCUACCACGCGAUGCUCACGCGCGAGAAGAAUAUCGUGCACGAAGUGACGACCGGCUUGGAAGAUGGGCCGACAAGGCAACACGCUGUGCUGACAAGCUUGCUCCAUUCGAGACUGUUCUUGCCGAAAUUUCGCGAUCCACACAUGAAGAAGAGUGCGUUUCACUGGAUUGCCAACCUCAUGCUUGUCAACUUUAUGGAACUGCGUCUACACAACCUCGUGUGGAAUAAAGUGACGCUGUUGGUUACCGCCGAUUCAGGCAUUGACGAACCUCAAGUGUCUUGGGAUGAAGAAGCACCGGAGCAAGGGAUGGGGUUUCUCAUUCCCAUUGGCAUGGACGUCGAUACACUGAUUGAUUUCAUGUUUGAGAACGUGGAAGAUCUGGAAUUUGCUCUGGUGCAGAAAGCGUAUUGCAAACAAGCAGCAGCCUCCGCAGAACAUAAGCUUCGACGGGAGCUGAAGACGAAACAGAAAGGAAGAUCGAGACGACGAGACCAUUUUUAUAAAGCUGAGGUCGAUCAGAUCUUCUCAAGACGAUGA
Hyaloperonospora brassicae is the source of this 1239-nucleotide messenger RNA. The record is from the annotation of a GenBank genome assembly. Lineage: Eukaryota; Oomycota; Peronosporomycetes; Peronosporales; Peronosporaceae.